AUGUUUCCAGAAAAGAGAGACCUCUCGUAUUUCCUCCCCUUCGGCCCCGCGCCGAGCCUGAGAACGCUACCAUCCGACGCGGGAUUCGGCGGGAGCCGCGAAGCCGGCGUUACAACCGGCGUAGCUGCCGGAGGCGUCGCCGGUGCCGGCACAAGUUACGGCUUCAGCGGUGCCGGCCAGGCGGGGUUCAACACCGAUGCGGCGAACACAGCAGCAUCGCGGCUCUGUGCGACUGGGGUGAUUGACAGCAGUAACCAGCCGGCGAAAGAUAAUAACAACCAGACGAACAACAACAAUAACAACAACGGCGCGAGCGUGAGCAGCACACUGAGAGAGUACGCGUGGCCGGGCACCGUGGCUCACGCGCUCGCCGCCAUUGCCCGUGGUCCCGCCGCUAGCCAGGUGACAAGUGGCAAGACAUUAGCGGACGCAAUAAUCGACAUUCGCAGGCAGCUGAGUCUCAGCGAUGGUAACCUUGGGCUCGCAAAAGGCCUCGCUGAAUUCUUAGACGAGAUUCUUCCGGAGGAGGAAUCUCAGGAGUUUUUCUUCUCCACGCUGCCCGGAAUGGCUUUGCUCGCCCUCCAUCUCCCGAGCCUCGUCUCUCAGCAGGCUCGGAGCGUGGCACGGGCCGCCCAAGCCGCAGCGCAGUCCGGCAGCAGCGGGGGGAGCGAGAAUUGGCGGAGGGGAACACAGAUGACGCUGCAGCUGCUGAGGCCGCAGCAGCCGGGGCUUGUGCUUAUAACGCAGGAGCUCACAGCGGCGCUGUUGGUGGGCGCGUUCUUGUGCGUGUAUCCGACGGCCGGGCGCGCGCAGGAGAGACUGCCUGAGAUCAACUUUGACCGCCUCUAUGGCGUGCCUUGGCGUUGCGCUCUCAACGGGAAGAUUAUUGCAUCUGCCUUCGCCUCUGUGCCUCUUCUCGCCCAUCUCGCUCCUUACGACGUGCUUCCGACCCUCUCGUCCCUCUCAUCCCUCGUACCGUCCACUCGCCCCAUGCGCAUCCUCUCAUCGGUUGCGCACAUCCAGGGGCACAUCCGCAAGGGUCAGCGCACAUUGCCUCUUACUCCCAUCUCUCUCCUCCCCUUUCCCCUUCCCUUCGUCCUCAACCACCCCAGGGGCAUAUACGAGGGGUGGCCGCAAGAGCAGGAGAAGCUGCGGUGCCUGCUGCACUACUUCCGCCGAGUCGUCGCCUCCAUGCCUCAGGGCACCGUCUCCUACGAGCGCAAGGUGCUGCCCCUCACUGCUGUCACCCCCGCCACUGUCACACCCGCUGCUGCUGCCGCCCCGUCAGCCAUCCACACGUUCAACGCCCCUGUUAUUGACACUCCAGGCCACAUGAAGCAGCCGCAGCAGCAGGAUGUAUAUGGCUGGGGUGGGGAGGCAGGGGAGGGUGGAGGGCGGGGAAGUGGGAACAUGAGACAAGGCACUGGGAGCAGGGUCGUGCGGGAAGGAGGGGGAGGGAGGAGGGGGGCAGGUGCGGAGUGUGGGGAGCAGCAGGAGCUUGGAGGGGAGUUGGGGGACGCUUCCUUCUCCUCCUGA
This is a messenger RNA of Closterium sp. NIES-65, 1536 nucleotides long. The record is from the annotation of a GenBank genome assembly. NCBI's taxonomy places the organism in Eukaryota, Viridiplantae, Streptophyta, Zygnematophyceae, Desmidiales, Closteriaceae.